CUCGCGCUGAGGUGCGUCGGUGCCCGGCCCUCUGCGCCCCCGCGCGCCGCGGCUCCUGUUGACCCGGUCUGCCCGUCGGUCCGCGCCGCGGCUGAGGAAACUUGGAUAUAACUUCAAAAGAAGAUUUGGUUCUUUAUUUCUGGACUGCGUACAUAUAACAAGGCCAUUAAAAUGUCGGGAGCCUCAGUGAAGGUGGCUGUCCGGGUAAGGCCCUUCAAUUCUCGAGAGACCAGCAAGGAAUCCAAAUGCAUCAUUCAGAUGCAAGGCAACUCGACCAGUAUUAUUAACCCAAAGAAUCCCAAGGAAGCUCCAAAGUCCUUCAGCUUCGACUAUUCCUACUGGUCUCAUACCUCACCUGAAGAUCCCUGCUUUGCAUCUCAAAACCGUGUGUACAAUGACAUUGGAAAGGAAAUGCUCUUACAUGCCUUCGAGGGAUAUAAUGUUUGUAUUUUUGCCUAUGGGCAGACUGGUGCUGGAAAAUCUUACACAAUGAUGGGUAAACAAGAAGAAAGCCAGGCUGGCAUCAUUCCACAGUUAUGUGAAGAACUAUUUGAAAAAAUAAAUGACAACUGUAAUGAAGAAAUGUCUUACUCUGUAGAGGUGAGCUACAUGGAAAUUUACUGUGAAAGAGUACGAGAUUUGCUGAAUCCAAAAAACAAGGGUAAUUUGCGUGUGCGUGAACACCCACUUCUUGGGCCCUAUGUGGAGGAUCUGUCCAAGUUGGCAGUUACUUCCUACACAGACAUUGCUGAUCUCAUGGAUGCUGGGAACAAAGCCAGGACAGUGGCAGCUACAAACAUGAAUGAAACAAGUAGCCGUUCCCACGCUGUAUUUACAAUUGUUUUCACCCAGAAGAAACAUGAUAAUGAGACCAACCUUUCCACUGAGAAGGUCAGUAAAAUCAGCUUGGUGGAUCUAGCAGGAAGUGAACGAGCUGAUUCAACUGGUGCCAAAGGAACUCGAUUAAAGGAAGGAGCAAAUAUUAAUAAGUCUCUUACAACUUUGGGCAAAGUUAUUUCAGCCUUGGCCGAGGUGAGUAAAAAGAAGAAGAAAACAGAUUUUAUUCCCUACAGGGAUUCUGUACUUACUUGGCUCCUUCGAGAAAAUCUAGGUGGCAAUUCUCGUACUGCAAUGGUUGCUGCUCUGAGCCCUGCAGAUAUCAACUACGAUGAGACUUUGAGCACUCUAAGAUAUGCAGAUCGUGCAAAACAAAUUAAAUGUAAUGCUGUUAUCAAUGAGGACCCCAAUGCCAAACUAGUUCGUGAAUUAAAGGAGGAGGUGACACGGCUGAAGGACCUACUUCGUGCUCAGGGACUGGGAGAUAUUAUUGAUACAUCCAUGGGGUCUCUCACUUCAUCCCCAUCUUCCUGCUCACUCAGUAGUCAGGUGGGCUUGACGUCUGUGACCAGUAUUCAAGAGAGGAUCAUGUCUACACCUGGAGGAGAGGAAGCUAUUGAACGUCUAAAGGAAUCAGAGAAGAUCAUUGCUGAGUUGAAUGAAACCUGGGAAGAGAAGCUUCGUAAAACAGAGGCCAUCAGAAUGGAGAGAGAGGCUUUGUUGGCUGAGAUGGGAGUUGCCAUUCGGGAAGAUGGAGGAACCCUCGGGGUUUUCUCACCUAAAAAGACCCCACAUCUUGUUAACCUCAAUGAAGACCCUCUAAUGUCUGAGUGCCUGCUUUAUUACAUCAAAGAUGGAAUUACAAGGGUUGGCCAGGCAGAUGCUGAGCGGCGCCAGGACAUAGUACUAAGCGGGGCUCACAUUAAAGAAGAGCAUUGUAUCUUCCGGAGUGAGAGAAGCAACAGCGGUGAAGUUAUUGUGACCUUAGAGCCCUGUGAGCGCUCAGAAACCUACGUAAAUGGCAAGAGGGUGUCCCAGCCUGUUCAGCUGCGCUCAGGAAACCGUAUCAUCAUGGGUAAAAACCAUGUUUUCCGUUUUAACCACCCGGAACAAGCACGAGCUGAACGAGAGAAGACUCCUUCUGCUGAGACCCCCUCUGAGCCUGUGGACUGGACAUUUGCCCAGAGAGAGCUUCUGGAAAAACAAGGAAUUGAUAUGAAACAAGAGAUGGAGAAAAGGCUACAGGAAAUGGAGAUCUUAUACAAAAAGGAGAAGGAAGAAGCAGAUCUUCUUUUGGAGCAGCAGAGACUGGACGCGGAUUCUGAUAGCGGGGACGAUUCUGACAAGAGGUCGUGUGAAGAGAGCUGGAAACUGAUUACUUCUCUGAGAGAAAAGCUACCUCCCAGCAAGUUGCAAACCAUUGUUAAAAAAUGUGGCCUCCCCAGCAGUGGGAAGAAACGAGAACCAAUUAAAAUGUAUCAGAUACCCCAAAGAAGGCGCUUGAGUAAAGAUUCCAAGUGGGUCACGAUCUCAGAUCUUAAAAUUCAGGCUGUCAAAGAGAUUUGCUAUGAGGUUGCUCUCAACGACUUCAGGCACAGUCGACAGGAGAUUGAAGCCCUGGCCAUUGUCAAGAUGAAGGAGCUUUGUGCCAUGUAUGGCAAGAAAGACCCCAAUGAGCGGGACUCCUGGAGGGCAGUGGCCAGGGAUGUCUGGGAUACUGUUGGUGUUGGGGAUGAGAAGAUCGAAGACGUCAUGGCCACUGGGAAAGGCAGCACUGAUGUAGAUGACCUCAAGGUUCAUAUAGACAAACUGGAAGAUAUUUUGCAAGAAGUCAAAAAGCAAAAUAACAUGAAAGAUGAGGAGAUAAAAGUCUUAAGAAAUAAAAUGCUCAAAAUGGAGAAAGUCUUGCCACUGAUUGGAUCUCAGGAACAGAAAAGCCCAGGAAGCCUCAAAGCCAAGGAGCCUAUUGGUGCUGGUGUUAGUAGCACCUCUGACAAUAAUGUAAGUAAAGGAGAUAGUGGAGAACUUGCAAAAGAAGAACGUGUUUCCCAGCUGAUGAAUGGGGAUCCAGCUUUUAGACGUGGACGUCUGCGCUGGAUGAGGCAAGAGCAAAUUCGGUUUAAGAACUUGCAACAGCAGGAGAUAACGAAGCAGCUUCGUCGGCAGAAUGUACCUCAUAGGUUCAUCCCUCCUGAGAACCGGAAGCCCCGCUUCCCCUUUAAGAGCAACCCUAAACACAGAAACUCGUGGAGUCCUGGUACACAUAUCAUCAUAACAGAAGAUGAGGUUAUAGAGCUUAGAAUUCCAAAAGAUGAUGAAGCAAGGAAAGGGAAUAAAGAAGAGAGCCAAGAAAAAGGGGGUAAAGGAGCUUUUAAGGAUCCCCAGUUACCAUGGGGCUCUCAAGGAAUGAGAAGUCAAGAUCAUAUCCAAGUUAGCAAGCAGCAUGUUAAUAAUCAGCAACAGUCACCUCAACUACGUUGGAGAAGCAAUUCUCUCAAUAAUGGCCAGCCGAAAAGUACGCGCUGCCAGGCAUCUGCCUCCGUGGAGUCAUUAAACUCCCACAGUGGCCACUCCACUGCUGAUGUGCAGACUUUCCAGGCAAAGCGCCAUAUUCAUCAACACCGUCAGUCUUACUGUAAUUAUAACACUGGAGGUCAGUUAGAGGGCAGUGCAGCCACUUCCUAUCAGAAGCCGACUGACAAACCCAGCCACUGUAGCCAGUUUGUGACACCUCCGCGGAUGAGGAGACAGUUCUCAGCACCCAAUCUCAAAGCUGGUCGAGAAACCACAGUAUAAAUCAGUUACUGGACAAACUUGAAAUCAUGGUGGAAGAAUCAGACCGUAUUAGCUCAUGAUUUGAUUUGGUUCUACCUUUGACCUUGAGUUCUUAUUAUUUACAUUAUAAAUAUUAACUGGUUUUAUAUUGUUAAAACACUGGUAAAAGUUUCAACACCUCCCUUUUGCUUGUAUACCAUAAAUGGGCAGUUUCUGAAAUUUUGGAUAAAGCAUCAAGAACUCCUUUUUCUGAAACGUUCCUCCUUUUUUGGUGCCUAGAAAAUUAAUAUACUUACACAGACUUGUCCCAUCUUGGUAUACAUUUGUUAUGUUUUUAUAAUGCCUAUAAAUUAACCUGACAUCCAGAAAGACCUGCCUCUUAGUUUAUACUUUCAAAAGGAGAAUUUGAUAAGCAAAUUUAAGUGUCCGUUAUUCUCCUAAAUGUUAGAAAUUGGUUUAAAAAUGACAUGCAACUGUGUGGACACAGCUUUGGGUUUCUCAUUCAUGUCUGUUCCCUUAUUUAAAUACAAUUAGAAUCUUCAUAAGCCAAAACUAAAGGUCUUCAAACAUAUCUUCAAACAUUAUACAUAGCUUUUCAUCUUCCUCAGAACUUCCACAUCUUCUUUUAUUCUCUACUUUUCAAAAAAACUCAUAUAAUAGUUUUUUUCUUUUCAAUGUAUCAGAAUAUGUAUGAAAUUUGUCAUACCAGAAUCUGUAAAUUGACACUGUGUCUGGGAUUCUGUUUGUGGUUUGUGUUUUGAAGUUCAGUGUGUCAUUUGACACAUAUGCACACAAAGUGAAUUAUUCACCGAAAUCAUGCCAACAGAAAUACCAGCAAAAAACUUGCAUACAUGCUUUCAGCAGUGUAUAUAAGUUUGUAAGGAGGAUAUUUGGCCUGAGAGGGAAGAGGUGGGACGUGAGGACAAAGCUACAGCGUAUGUCUCUGUGGUGCUGCUUUUUUCCAAUAGUUGAUGAAACAGUGAAAUAAAAGUUAACUUUGGUUGGGUUUGGAAUAAAGGAGAUGAUACGUGAUAAACUAUUCUUUGAUUAGCAGUAGUAAUGCUCGUAGACACUCAGACAAGAAGGCGAAGUCCUGAUGAACAUUUAUUGUGUCAAUACCUCAUUUUAUUUGGUUAUGAUCUCAGUUUGCCUCACUGGAAAAUCCACUAUGAAAGAUGGGUUUUAAUGGAAAGAAAAGAAUCAUCUUCUACAUCGUUCCUUAUCUCUUGAGUUGUCAAAAACGUUUCUAAGAGGCAGUCUGAAGAGCCAGAGAUGUCUGAAAUUGCCUAACUUCGUGUUCUGGAAGAUUACUAAGUCACAUGAAAUCAUCUAGCAAACAUUUGUCUUCCAAAUGAUGAGAAAAACUACAACCAAGAUAGCAGUUAGCAUUCAAGGAAGCCUUAAAAAUUGUGAUUAUGUUUUUUUUUUUUUUCCUUUGCAUGUGGGCACUAUGCUUUAUUAGAACACAUUAUUUUUAAUCAUAGUAUUUUUUCUUUGCCUCUAAAAAAUACUUAAUGCACAGAAAGUUGCUUCCAGUUAACUUUUUUUUUUUCCCUUAAAAAGAGAAGCUUUGAGAGGUAUUUUUGCUUUCAUAGCUAGAACAGUUGAAGUCUUCAACUGAGGUUUUAUGGCAGAUUAGACAUGGGUAAAUGAUGUCUGUAGUGGGUUGACUUACCGAGAUGACAAUCUCCUGUGCCAUUUGGUUUGAAUGUACUUGAUAGGCUGCUUCAAAUCAGUCACUUCAAUGCGUCUUGUAUAAACCCAGUUGACCUUUUUGUUCCUCUUUAGACAUAAAUGUGCUAUUUCUUUCUAGACACAAUUUAUUUAGUAAAGUUAAAAAUAGUCAUUCCUAGGUGUGGUGGCACACACCUACAGCCCCCAGCUACUCAGGAGGCUGAAGUAGGAGGAUCACUAGAGUCCAGGAGUUCUGGGCUGUGGUGCGCUAUGCCAGUUGGGUGUCCGCACUAAGUUGGCAUCAAUAUGGUGAUCUCCCUGAAGCGGAAAACCACAAGGUUGCCUAAGGAGGGGUGAACCCAUCCCAGGUCGGAAAUGGAGCAGGCCAAAACUCCGAGGCUGAUCAGUAAUGGGAUCUUGCCUAUGAAUAACCAGUGCACUGCAGCCUGGGUGACAGAGUGAUAACCCGU
Molecule: messenger RNA, 5756 nt
Organism: Saimiri boliviensis boliviensis (Bolivian squirrel monkey)
Lineage: Eukaryota; Metazoa; Chordata; Mammalia; Primates; Cebidae
Gene: KIF1B
Product: kinesin family member 1B
Biological process (GO): microtubule-based movement
Molecular function (GO): microtubule binding; ATP binding; microtubule motor activity
Source: RefSeq, a predicted model, not a curated record